Molecule: messenger RNA, 1378 nt
Organism: Xenopus laevis (African clawed frog)
Lineage: Eukaryota; Metazoa; Chordata; Amphibia; Anura; Pipidae
Product: putative claudin-24
Exons: 1
Coding region: 19-645 (208 amino acids)
Source: RefSeq, a predicted model, not a curated record
GAAGACAGAGCCGCUCAAAUGGAUUCAGGGCUUUGCCUUACUGAACUUGCAGCUCUGUUCCUUUCGCUAAUUGGUUACAUCUGCUGCUUGGUGGCUUUAUUCAUACCUCGCUGGUUGAUUGUCUCGUCAGGUAUGCUUGUCAAUGAAAGCUAUCAACUUGGUUUGUGGCAGACCUGUGCCAUUCAAGAUGUGGGUUCAAGAGUAUGUCAAGAUUUCCAAACUAUCCUUGACUUGCCUCUUCAGAUCCAGUUGGGUCGUGUACUUAUGUGUCUUUCGGUAUCCUGUGGGGUGCUCGGAUUUAUGGUCUCCACACCUGCACUGACCUGUCUGAAGUGUCUUGAUGACCAAGAUAAAUAUGUUCGAAAAAUAGCAAUUAUGAUUGGAGGAGGUCUUUUUUUACUAGCCGGCGCCUCAUCCACCUGUUUUGUAUCCUACUUUGCUUAUGAUGCCUUUGUGAAAUUUUGGAACUUACCCAAAGACAUUCCUCGUUUUGAAUAUGGAAGUGCUAUGUUUUCUGGCUGGACUGGUGGGUUAUUCUUAAUAGCAGGCGGAAGUGUACUCAUUGUUUCCCAUUUCUACAGUGGCCAAGGAGAAACUUCACCAGUGGGUUCAAAUGCUACAACCAUAAACCUUGAAUCUGUCUAAAAGUCUAUUAUUGCUAAUAUUUAUUCCAGAAUUACAUUUUUAUAAUCAAACUGCUUUUACUAUUCAAAUUGUAAAAUAUUUCUUCUCAAUAAAAUGCAGAUAAAUCACAGAAGUGUUACUGUUUUAUCCUUAGAAGUAAAAGGAAUGUCAAGUCACAAAUAAUGUCUUUUCUUUUCCACAUGUGUGCUGUUUUACAAUGAAGGGUAAUCUGGGAAUAAUAGGAGCCUUUGUGUAAGUACUUUACUCACAUGCUUUUUGAAUUAGCCCCCACCCCUCAGCAAGCCCAAGCUGUAGGCAUAGCAAUUUCCCAUUCAGCCCAAAUACAUGUAAAAGCCAGAAAAUUCCCACACAAGUUGCAUAUUUGAAUUUGUUUAUUUUUGAUGAUCUUGUAAAAUCAAUAUAUGCUUUGUUACUACAGACCUGGCCUAGAUUGCAUUUGCUAGAAUGUGUAGUUUAUACAGAAAAUGUUUCUCGGGUUAGAGAAAUUAAUUUGUCUAGCUCUGAAAAUGAUGAGGCAAGAAAAUAAAUAAAUAAAAAAAAGAUGACUUGUUUGGACUUGUUUGCAGUGAAAUGAUUAUAUUUUUAAUAGUCGUACCAUUUGAGAUUUCAUAGAACUCUGUAUAUCAAAUAUACCUACACCAUAUAAUCAGCAAAUUAUAUCAGUAUGGUGCAUUUGUAGUCCAAAAGUUAUUAUACAUACAUACAUGCAUAGCCAUACCUUUACAUGGUUGAA